This is a messenger RNA of Aphidius gifuensis, 3161 nucleotides long. RefSeq names its product rhotekin-like. The transcript has 6 exons. Gene Ontology annotation, biological process: actomyosin contractile ring assembly; mitotic cytokinesis; septin ring organization. The coding region runs from base 165 to 2198 and encodes 677 amino acids. The record is from RefSeq and is a predicted model, not a curated record. Gene Ontology annotation, cellular component: actomyosin contractile ring. NCBI's taxonomy places the organism in Eukaryota, Metazoa, Arthropoda, Insecta, Hymenoptera, Braconidae.
CCCGACGUAAAUGUGUCAAAAAUGUGAGUGGCAUUAAUGAAGAAACAUUGAAGGAAAAUAAUUAUCUACGUUUUCUGAGUGAUUACCAUUGUCGAGUUAGAAGACGUGACACUCUUCGGAAUAAAAAAUCAAGACCGUUAAUCUGUAAAUUCAAACAACUCAAGAUGCACAAGAUAAGAUUGUAUGUUGUCCCGGAGCAAGAGGAGCUUGUUGAUGAAACGGAUGAACAAGUUGAAGAUAUUAAAGAUCUUGAUAAUACAUCAACAAUAUUUCAACGUAAAAAUUCACGUCGUCCUGGUGCUGUUCGUAUUAAUGUCAUACCAAAAAAAUCAAAACAACAUACAAUAAAUUUAUCAAAUGAAAAUUGUCAAAUAAAUAAUAAAUUAAAAAUCAUUCCACCAAAUGUACCAUUAAGAAAUUCAUCAAUGAAUUAUAAUCGUGUACUUGCAUCACCACGUAUCAAACAAAUUGCUUUGGAUUUACAAGAAAAAAUGCAACAACACAGUGGCAAUAAUAAAUCAAGCAUAAAUACUGAAAAUUCAGUAAAUUCAAUUGUAACAAAUCAAAGAUCAAAUACAAUAUUAAAAAAUUUACGUUACAAUGUUGAAAUAAAUAACAGUAGUAAAAGAAUAUUAAAUUCAGGAAAUAAAAGAACUGCUCGUGAUUGUCCAACGCGUAAAAGUUGUCGAAAGGAUCAGCAUCAAACUGGACGUUUGCCAAAAAUUGUUAAAGUCAAAGACGAGAUAGACGGAACGGAAAAUACUCAAGCGAAUCAAAAUUCCAACGACGCCAACUUGGCUAUACUACGUAGAAACAACAAACUCAAUGGCUACAGGGAUUAUGAUUUGGAGCAAAAAAUUGAAGUGGAAAUUAAAAUGCGAGAAGGAUCAGCACGUUUGUUGGCUGCUGCACGUCAUCGUGCACAAAGUUUGGAAGCUGCUAGGGCUUUGUUGACAUCAAACGAAAGAAUGUCAGCUUACAUGGCUGAAUUGCAAAGACGUAAAAAAGAACCAGUAAACAAAUCAAGUACCCUUGUAAGUACAGCAAGAGUGUCAUUGUCAGAGUUACGAAUACCAUUGAUGUGGAGAGAUUCUGAUCAUUUUAAAAAUCGUGGUGAUCACAGACGAUUUGCUGUAUUUUGUCUUGCUAGAAUUGGCACUGAAAUACAUGAUACAGCUCUUCUUUGUCCUGUUGAUCGGGCAUUAACUGAUAUUACGUUUCCUGAUGUUUUACUAUUUAAUAAUGUACCAGCUGAAUUUGAACUAACACUUGAAAUUUAUAGUCAUAUACUCCAAGAAGAUUUGAGUAUUGCAAGUACACCAAGAAGAAUUAAAAGAACAAUACAUUCAUCAAUAUCAAAAACAGUUGGUAAAAAAUUAGCAGCUUCAUUACGUGAUGAAUUAAAUACUGGUAAAAUGGGACCACAUUUUGAACUUAUGGCAUCAGCUAAACUUACUCUAGAUGAUACUGAUGAAAAUAUUCAUACACAUGAUCUUGUUAUCAGUAAUUUAGAUAACAAACAUCAUGCUUUGCCACUUUUUGGACAUUUUUGUUGUCGUCUUGCAGCUCAACCAGAAUGUAUUACAAAAGAAGUUUAUUCAGGUGGAAUAAUUAUAAAUGAUAAUAAUUAUUGGGCAAAAUUACAAAAUUUUAAAAUACAAACUUGGGAAUCACGUAAACUUGCUGAUGAAGAACAAAUUUGUAUUCAUACAAUUCCAAUAAAUAAAGAAACAAAUAUUCAAUUAUCAAAAACAUCAGUUAAAGAAUUAAAAAUUACAAAUACAUUAGAAGCUGCUGAUAAAACUGUUGUAAUUAAGCUUGAAACAGUUGAUGAUGCUCAAAAAUGGUUGAGAAAUUUGAUAAAUCAUGCAAAUGAACAUUCAAAAUGGAAACAUGCAGCUGAAUCAGUACAAGAAGUUCCAUGUAUUGAGAGUGCAAGAAAUUCAUUUAUCAGCAAAAGACAAGGAUCAUUGUAUGACGAAACACCUCUCAUUGAAUCAGUUCAAUCUGAUUACACAAAUUCAAGACCAACUGUGCAGGAAAUAUUUGGUCUAACACCAAGUACAAGUCUAAGUAGUUGCAGUUCAAAUAGUCCUCCAAGUUUACGUUCACGAUCAUUGAGCAUGAGUGGUACACGUAAAUUAAGUACAAGUACACUUAAAUCUCAUUGGCCAUUUUCAAAUAAAAAUCAUGAUUAAAUAUUAUAAUUUAAUUACUAAUGUAUCGUUAAAGUUGUAAAUGAGCCAUCGUAAUAAUACUCAAAGAAAAAAACAAAACAAAAAUAAUUAUUAUCAAAAUAAAAUAGCUCAGACUAUUGGCAAUAUUCGUUGAUGGCUAUAUGAGGACCAGGUAGAUAUUUCCUAAGAUGCAUUUUUUUUUUCCCCAAGACUGAAUUGAAGAAUGAAUCCUGAUUGUCAUAUUUUAUAGCCAUAUUUAAUUAAUAUUUCCAUAAGAUUAUUAUUACUAUUUUUCAAUUUUUAAUUUGCAAAUAACUCAUGCAUAAAAUGUUGUCAAAUAAUUGCAAAAAUAUGUAUUGAAAAGUUAACGUCAUCUUUUCAAUUUUUAUAUUAAAAAAAAAUUAUUUUUAUUUUUAUUUUUUUUUUUACUGUUUUGUAUAAAUUCAAGAGUCAUUAUGAUUUUUCUUUUUUUGUUUUUUUUUUUAAACAAAUUUAAAAAAUGUAAGAAUUGUAAAAGAGCAUGAUGUCAAUGUAGCAAUAGUUAAAAUUAUUUGUAGUAUUUAAGAAGAGUGAAUAAUUUUCCCUUUAUAUAAAUUAAUAAAUAAAUAUUUAAGUGGAAGAAAAAAAAUAAAAUUAAUCAUAAUUUAAACAUACAAAAAUGUAAAGAUACUGAUUGUUAAUUACCAGUAAAAUAUAAUAAAAAAUAUUAUAAUCUUCCUCUUGAAAUUAAUUUUGGCAUUUAAAUUAUUAUUUUCCAUAAAUAUUAUGAGUUUUGAUUUAUUAUAAUUUUCAUUUUUCUUAACAGUGUAUGUACAAUAUCUAAAUAAAUCAGAUUCUCACAAAAUGAGCCAAAAAAUAAUUCUAAAAAUUAUUUUUUUCUUGCAAAUUAAUAAUCAAUUUUUUCAUGAAUUUUCUUGUUUUUCUUCUUGUUUUUUUUUUGCAGCUGCUAAUGAUAAACUACCAGCAGCAACAAAGAUUGUGAAA